UACUCGUUUUUUAAAAAAUCUUAUAGCAGCUACCGUAAUUCUUUGUAAGUCCCUAAGUUAGUGCUUUACUUCUAGUUUGUCACUAACAGAAUAACAACAUUGCAUAAAACGAAGUGUAAAUCAGUGAUUAUCUAGCUAAUCAUAGCUACCUAGAUACCGUACCUGUAUUGCGUACCUCUUGCUCUAUCAGUCUAUCUGGUUUACUUUGAUCCCAAUUCAAUAAUGGAUGAAGAAGCAGGUCCUAAUGAAAAUACACUAUCAGGCGAAAACUCUUCAUCAGUGGGAGGAGAGAAUGAUUUGGAACUGCCUUCAAAUAAUGAAGAAAUUCUUGAGCCAAUUUUGCAAAAUGACUACAAUGAACCUAUUGAGAGUGAAAUGCCAGUUCAAGACUUGCCACCUUUUGAAGUUGAGGACCAGAAUGAAGUUGUGAUAGAGGAGGAUCAAGAUGUUGAAGGAGGUAUUGUUGGAGAAGAAUAUGAAGUAUUUGAUGUCAGUGAUGAAUCUUCAGAAUCAGAAGAUGUUGAUGAAGAUGAUGAAGUGAUGGAGGAAGAUUUUCCAGAGAGAGUUCGAGUAAUUAAUAUCAGACGUGGUUUAUUAAAUCGUAUUCCAGGAAUGCUCCGUCGUUUGGGAAGGUUGCCAUUCUUUGGAAAUGUUCAAUCAAUAGAAGACAUAGAUGAUGAUGGAAGUGAUAAUGAGUCGAGAAAUGCGGAACGGCCAGAAUCUAUAACAUUUGAUAAAAGACUUCCGACAUCACAUUCGUAUCUUGGUGAGAUGAAUGACUGCAGUGGUAUUCCAUAUAUUGAUGAUGAAUCAUUUGUAACUAUACCAAUACUUAGAGUUGCAGAUUUUUUGUUAGUACCUGGUCAAACCAUGCCACUCAACAUAAUACGUCCUCAAGAAGUUUCAUUGCUGAAAUCUGUUCUUGCCAGGCCGGACAAAACAUUUGGAGUGAUUUGGAUAAAUACACAUGGAUUAGGUUCAUCAGCCAUGAUAGAUUUUGGUUGCACAGCGGAAUUACGAUCAAUAAGAGAGGAAGAAGUUCAUGAGGUACAAACUAUGGUUGGAAUUGCUGUUGGUCGCCAAAGAUUUAAACUUAUGGAAAAGCGUCCACAACCUGAUGGCAAUUUAGUUGGAAAAGUACAAAUAUUGAAUGAUGAUGAAUUUUCUCCUCCUGCAUCCGGUGCAAGAUUAGGAGUUCAUUACAAGCAUGCUAUCCCAACAAUAAAGUCAGCAAAGCGGCGACAUUUUCUGAAUCAUCCUGGUUGGUUGACAAGUUCGCUGCCUUGGAUGUACAACAUGUAUGACGUGAUAAUACUUCGCAAACUUUUAAUUCAAGAACUAAAAGAAUGGAAUCCUGAUUUAGAUGAAAAAUCAUUACCAACAUCACCUUCAGCAUUUUCAUUCUGGAUUGCAUCUCAUCUUCUCAUCACAAAUACUAUGAGAUUAUUUUUAUUGCAGAUAGAUUGUUCAAUACAGAGAAUGAGAUGUGAAUUGGAUUUGCUCAAAAAGUGCACAAUCUACGCUUGCAUGCACUGUGGUAAUCAUAUAACGGAGAAAAAACAUUUAUUCAAUAUGUCUGUAUCGGGUCCUAUGGAUGCUUAUGUUAAUCCAUCGGGUCAUAUUCAUGAAACACUUACUGUUUAUCUUUCACAAGGACUUGUUCGAGUGUCUCGACCAUCUACAGAACAUAGUUGGUUUCCUGGGUAUGCAUGGACAAUAUGUGAAUGUGCGAGUUGUGGUCGACACAUGGGAUGGAAAUUCACUGCAACGAAGGAUUCAUUAACACCAAAGAAUUUUUGGGGUCUCACAAGAUCUUCGUUAUCUCCGAAAUUUGAUAUAGAAGAUUCAUCAGAAAAAACUGAACAAGUUGGAAGGCGAAGAAGAUUGACAAGUAAUGAUUCAUCUAAUUCAUCAGGAUCAAUGUCAUCCCGUGUUGGUUUAAACUGGAGACCAAUGAUGUAAAUUUUUUAAUGUAAUUAAUUGCGCAAAAGUUCAUGAUCACAGAUUCUUUUUAUUGCUUUUUUCCCUCUUAUUUCCUAUUUUUAAAAACUUCACAUUCAACCAUGCCUUUUUAAAUAUUCUGUAAUUUCUUUCUGUUCUUCUUCAUUCAAUGAAUUGAAAGUAAAAUCUUAUUGUGAGUAAUUUUAGAAUUCUUUAGAUUUACAAAAUGGCUGUGAUAAAACUAAAAGUUGACUGUUUUUGGUUUUUAUGCACUUUUAUUUAAAUGAGCAUUAGUUUAUCAGUCAGUAACCCCUUGAUCUCCCCCACAGAAGGGGGCAAAAUGCUAAGAAUUUUUGAUCCUAAUAUUGAUGCUCAAAUCAAUAAUAUUGGACAAAAUUUCUAUCGCUGUGAAUAUGCAAUUUAGUAGCAUCAGGCAGUCUGGUCAUUCUUGUUAUUAAUCUAUUAAUUCGUGUCAUCUUUUAUUUCUAAGUUUCCCGAUCACACUUCUUUCAGAUUCUUGCAGCAACACUGUUUCAUAUAUUUGCUUAUAUUCAAACAAGCACAUAUUUUGAAUGUAAAUGCAUUUUUACGAAUAAACUGUAAAGUUUACCAUUGUCACAAGUGAAA
Styela clava is the source of this 2568-nucleotide messenger RNA. Its product is annotated as protein cereblon-like. NCBI's taxonomy places the organism in Eukaryota, Metazoa, Chordata, Ascidiacea, Stolidobranchia, Styelidae. The record is from RefSeq and is a predicted model, not a curated record.